Messenger RNA from Procambarus clarkii (red swamp crayfish), 912 nucleotides. The record is from RefSeq and is a predicted model, not a curated record. Lineage: Eukaryota; Metazoa; Arthropoda; Malacostraca; Decapoda; Cambaridae.
AUGGUUGCCACUGUUGCCUGCCCAAUGGUUGCCACUGUUGCCUGUCCAAUGGUUGCCACUGUUGCCUGCCCAAUGGUUGCCACUGUUGCCUGCCCAAUGGUUGCCACUGUUGCCUGUCCAAUGGUUGCCACUGUUGCCUGCCCAAUGGUUGCCACUGUUGCCUGCCCAAUGGUUGCCACUGUUGCCUGCCCAAUGGUUGCCACUGUUGCCUGUCCAAUGGUUGCCACUGUUGCCUGUCCAAUGGUUGCCACUGUUGCCUGCCCAAUGGUUGCCACUGUUGCCUGCCCAAUGGUUGCCACUGUUGCCUGUCCAAUGGUUGCCACUGUUGCCUGCCCAAUGGUUGCCACUGUUGCCUGCCCAAUGGUUGCCACUGUUGCCCGCCCAAUGGUUGCCACUGUUGCCUGUCCAAUGGUUGCCACUGUUGCCCGCCCAAUGGUUGCCACUGUUGCCUGCCCAAUGGUUGCCACUGUUGACUGUCCAAUGGUUGCCACUGUUGCCCGCCCAAUGGUUGCCACUGUUGCCUGUCCAAUGGUUGCCACUGUUGCCUGCCCAAUGGUUGCCACUGUUGCCCGCCCAAUGGUUGCCACUGUUGCCUGCCCAAUGGUUGCCAUUGUUGCCCGCCCAAUGGUUGCCACUGUUGCCUGCCCAAUGGUUGUUAACGACCAGUGUUGCCAACGACCAGUGUUGCCAACGACCAGUGUUGCCAACGGCCAGUGUUGCCAACGGCCAGUGUUGCCAACGACCAGUGUUGCCAACGACCAGUGUUGCCAACGGCCAGUGUUGCCAACGGCCAGUGUUGCCAACGGCCAGUGUUGCCAACGGCCAGUGUUGCCAACGGCCAGUGUUGACAACGACCAGUGUUGCCAACGGCCAGUGUUGACAACGACCAGUGUUGACAACGACCAGUGUUGA